CUUGGCUCCAUUUCCCCUAAUGCUUAAAAAUUAAUCUGGCUCUUGUACAAUAAAUAAAUUUAAUGGCCAGAUCACACGACCUACUCCCUAACGAUGCCCGCAAAGGUUCCGUCCGGCUCUGCGCGCUCUAAUAAGGCCAAGACCGUAGAUUUAACCAAAGAAAUCAAGAUCAUCAGGACCAGAAGCGAUUUCGACAAAUUCAUAAAUUUGCAAAGGGAAGGUGCCAAUUCCGAGACUUUGGAUGAUAUCAAUUCCCUGAUAGACUAUGUGGUUCAUUCGAAACAGUCGAAUGUAAACAGGACAAAACCUUUGAAGGACGUCGUUCGCAAAAAAAUCGAAGUUCCGCCCACGGUUCUUCAUAAAGAUGAGAAUUUUGUAUCAUACCCAUUUCAAAUACCUCCAAGAUACAUUAGAUAUAUCCAAACACGUGUCAGUGUCCCUGGAAUAAAAAUAUCGGAUAAUACAGUCAUUCACUAUAAUUUAUAUAAAGAAGAUCGCCUCUUUAUCGAAACAUUCAAUUCAAGAUCCUCCGACUUACAAAUCUCUAUCAAUGAAUUCUUGAUAAUAAUGGACAUUUUGGAGAAAACUUCAUCACAGUGUAAUGCUAAUAAACCCUUUUCAUAUGAACUUGGGUUACUAAUGGCCAGAGAAAAUGGUGUUGCAGUACCCGCAUAUAUACUACGCGAAGUUCAUACACAUUGGGUGAGAAGAAGAAAUGAGUUCGGAUUGCCUUUGAUAAGGCAUUUAUGGCCCCAAACAUGUCCAAAUGACGCAUCUCCACUGGCUUUGUUCAGGCCAAGAGCUAAGGAUAAGAUGUUGCUCAGGAGAUCCAGAAGAACACAAGCCGAGAAUAUUCAGUAUUUAUACCAUUUAAUCGAUGGUUUCAAACGGGUAUUGAAGAUAUUGAGUAAGAUGAGGCAGAGGGAUGAAAAGAAGUUGAUAUUAGCCGAGCUUGACAUUGUCCUGUUUGACCAAAGGCGUAAUGAACUUGUGGACCCCACCUACACUUGCCCUUUUUGGAAUUGUAUACUAGAUAUCAAAAAAUCCAAAGCCGUUAAAAGACGUAAACCCAACUCUAUAUGUAGUGAUGAGGGCAUUCCUGGUAGAGAUAUGAAGUUGGACUAUGUUGAGCGUACAGUUUUGGGUGAGAAUAUUCUUGAUUUGCCUGAACCUGAAAGCUACAAAUCAAUGCGUCUCACAAGAAGGUUAGGUAGAGGUGGUCGCAUCUGGAUCGAUCGAUUCUUUAUCAAUCAUAACACUAGCGAUAACAUUCAUAACAACGUUAAUCCAAUCGAGGAAUUGGAUAACUCUGUAGACAAUAAUUCUGUCGCAGCCCAAGAUGGAACGGAUUUGGAAAAAAAUACUAAUACAACAGUGGAUAAUGUAGAAGUGGAUAAAGAAGUAAGAGUUAAAAAAGAACCCCUGGAACCGGAAAAUGGUAAAGAAAGUGUUGAUGAUGGAUUUACGAUAAAUAAUAAUCUCGACAGAGCGUUGAAUUUGUCAAACUUCGACAAUUUUAGCAUUUAUUCAAAUGAAACCGUUUUGGAUACUAGACCACCCUUCGCUAACCCAUACGAAGCAGGUCAUGUAUACAAUACUCUAGGAUUAUCAUUGUUUUCGAUACCUGGAUAUAUAAAGAAGCAGUUUCAGGUGCUGAACAUGCUGGACAACAUGAAUGUUCAUGAAUCCUCGAAAUAGUUUCAUUCACUCCUCUGCAUAAUUUUUCCAAACGCCUUCCAACACUUUACACUAAUAAUUAUUAAUCAA
Molecule: messenger RNA, 1767 nt
Organism: Theileria parva strain Muguga
Lineage: Eukaryota; Apicomplexa; Aconoidasida; Piroplasmida; Theileriidae
Product: Enhancer of polycomb-like family protein
Exons: 9
Coding region: 94-1698 (534 amino acids)
Biological process (GO): regulation of transcription by RNA polymerase II
Cellular component (GO): piccolo histone acetyltransferase complex
Source: RefSeq, a predicted model, not a curated record